AUGAAAAUAUUACCAUUGGCAUGGAAUCGUCUAAUAGCAGAAAGAAAGAAAGAAGAGAAAUUGAGCGAAGCACACGACGCGCGUCAACAUAAAAAGAGAAAGACGACUAUGGAAGACAAUUCCUUGUAUCGGGGUCGGUUUGAUCAUGUUGGAGAUCGAAAAUUCAAUUCAGUUCGUAUAUUUGUCAGUUCAACAUUCACUGAUACCACCAAUGAACGAAAUGGACUCAUUGAGAGCGUUUAUCCUCGGUUACGUGAAUAUUGUGCUUCGAAAUAUGAUAUUCAAUUUCAAUAUUCCGAUAUGCGUUGGGGUAUUCAAUCUAGUGCAGCAAAUACUCAUGCAACCGUUGACAUGUGUUUGCAAGAACUUGAUAUUUCCUAUCGCUUAUCGAUGGCAACGAAUUGUGUGAUUUUGUUGAGUCAUAAAUAUGGAAGUCGUUUUACACCGGCGUGUAUCUCUUCACGGAUAUUUCAACAUCUUCUAUCGAAUACUAAAGAGAAGAGCUUUCUGAAUGAAAUGUACCAGUUAGACGAGAAUUAUUUGGAUCAAAAGUACUUUCUUCGGCCGAUUGAUAAUAAUCAACAAUGGAACGAAUCAGAGAAAAAAUUGCAAACAAUUUUACGGGAAGCAUCGAACCAAUGUUACGAGCAAAAACUGAUCAACAAAGACGAACGGGAUGAAUUUCACAUCUCAGUCACCGCGCAGGAAAUUUAUCGUGCUUUGGAGCAUAAUAAACAGAAACCACAGCGAACAGUUUGUUUCUUUCGGGAAUUAAUUGAUAUCGACGAGCUCGAAUCGAUGUUUCACGACAACGAUGAUAAAGCUCAGUCUCAACAGAUGUUGGACGAUGUCAAACAAUUGCUUCGUCAAUCGAUAGAUCCUUCACAAAUUUAUACCUACAGAUUACGAUGGAACGAUGGGAACGAUCGAAAGAACUAUCUAUCGAAAUUCUACGAUGAUUUUUACCAUGCAGUCCGAUCGCAAAUCGAUUACCAUAUGAAAAUCUACGAGAGUAAACGCGACGAUUUGUUAUUUAAUCAAGUUUUAGAACAUGCAAUUCAAUGCAAUCUAUUAACACAACGAUUUUUUCCUCGACCGGAUGUUUUCCAUCAAAUCAAAACGUAUAUUACAGCAUCGACAAAAUCUGCUUGUGUGUUAUUUGGACACUCUGGAAUCGGUAAAUCAUCAAUUAUGGCAAAGAUCGUUAAUGAAAUUCCCAAUUGGUAUCCCAAACCGAAUUAUGUUUCUGUUAUCGUCCGAUUUCUGGGUGCCACUCCAUCAUCUAGCGAUAUUCGGCGUCCACUCAUAUCGAUUAUUCAACAAAUAUGUCAUAUUUAUCAUUUGAGUGUCCCAUCGAGUUUCGAAAAUGUUAAAGAAAUCUUCACGAGUACUUUGACACGUGUUCCGAAAGAAGAAAAUCUCGUUCUUCUUCUUGAUUCGCUCGACCAAUUACAGAAAGUCGAUGUAAUGCAUUUAUCCGAUUGGUUACCGAAAAGCUUCCCGUCGAAUGUCAAAUGUAUCUACUCGACAAUUCCGGAUAUAGAAAUUGGAUUAGAACGAACAAAAAUCGAGAUUUACCUCCAACUGCAAGCAAUCUAUCCGGACAAUUUAUUCGAUAUAGAAAUCAAACCGUUCGAUGAAAAUACAGCUGAAGAAGUGUUACGAUCUUGGCUGCAACAAGACCGACGUUGUUUAACACCAGUUCAAUACGAAUGGAUCAAACCAAAACUAACUCGGCGACAUCAGAUCGAUCCACUUUUCCUUUCGCUUAUCUACGAUCAAACAUUAACCUGGCAUUCGUACAAUCAAACUCCCGAUGCGAAAUUUUUAUCUAUUGAGUACGCAGGUGAUGCCAUUGAAUACUUAUACAAUCAGUUAGGUGCAAAACAUGGACAAAUCUUAUUCCAUCGUGCUAUACAUUAUCUUCAAUUGUCCGGGGGUUUGAGUGAAGUCGAGAUCGAAGACAUUCUUUCGUUAGAUGAUGUUAUUCUACAAUCAGUUUUUGCGCAUUAUUUGCCACCGUUAGAAUCGUUUCGUUUACCAUCGAAUCUGUGGAUUCGUAUUCGAAAUGAUAUGCAUAAAUAUUUGGUUGAAAAGGAUAUCGACGGUGUUCCAUGUAUUUAUUUUUAUCAUCGAUAUUUUCAAGAUUAUCAACCAUGGAAAGGUGAACAAGGGCAGCAAUAUCGACAGGAAACACCGGUCUUGGAGAAAACUCGUUUGGAAUAUUAUGCCAAUGAAUACAAAACAACAUUCGAUAUGAGUUAUUCCGCGAAAUUAACGAAGAAAUACAAUUUACCAACAGCAAUCAUCUCCGUUGAUCGAUGUUUAACACCACAAAAACCGUUGAUAGACAAACAGAAAAAGCAAUACAACCUUCGACGUCUUCAUCAAUUAUAUCUCAACAUUGGACGUUACGAAUACGUUCACUACGCGUCUUUAUUCAAUCUCGAUUUUCUCACCGCGUUACUUCUUUGCGGUGAAUAUACCAUAAUCGAUUUUCUAUACGUAUUUACUAGGGGAAAUUACAGUGGGAGUGGCGAUUCACGAUUCCUACUCAAGCAAUUCGAAAUGCUGAUCGAUAUACUCAAUCCGUAUCCUUCGAACCUUCCAUUCGAGUUAGUCUAUCGAUUACUUCCCUUCCGAGAGCACUUAAGUCCAAAUCUGUACAAUUUACUCGAUCAAUGUCUACUCGUGUGUCCACUUCUAUUGAUAACAGACGAUCAACGACCACAAUAUCUCCUGAAAUGUCCAUUAGGACACGUGAUCUACUCGAAAAUUUCAAAUUUUUUUCUGCUAGUUGUCACAGACGACAGUCGAAUGUUUCAAUUUCAGAAUCAUUUUCGAACAAUAUACAACCAGUCCGAAAUCACCUAUAUGAAGAAAGAUACGGGAGAAAAAAUUAUCUCGGCUUUAUAUCACAGCGAAUGUUUAUGCUGUUUAACAUCAAAUUCGGAAAUGAUCGUAAAGAAUGUCUCGACCAAACAAACAAUGAUGCAAAUCCCGUGUCAUCGAUUGAUUGCAUUUAUUAAGAAGGAUAUUAUUCUAAUUAUUUCAUUGUCGCAGCACACUUUACAGAUUUGGAACUGUGCCGAGAAUAAUUUAAUAUCUGAAUAUGAUUGUGGCGACGAUAUGAUCGAGAAUUAUUUUCUGAAGAAAAACGAUCUGAAACUGACGUUCAAAUCAAGCUUAAAGAUUUCUUAUUUUUCGAUCAAUAAGGAUUGUCAACUCGAACUCAUUCGAACGGUUCACCGAGACAAGAAUUCUUAUCAACAUUGCGUCCUCCUUGAUUUACACAUCGAAUUUUUCUAUUCACUCGACAACUCCAAAACUUUAUUAACUGUACAUCACGAAACUAAUCCAAUUGAAGUUCACAACGAUAUCGAUUUUCAUUCGUUACCUGACUCGGUCGUCCAUCUUCCGAAUAGCAAUUCGAUUGGCUGGUUGACACAAUCAUCAGUGAUGAUAUUCAACCCAUUGUGUAAAGAGAAAAUUUUUCAGCCAUUUUGUUUGACAUCUUUGGGUGAAUAUGAUUUGAUUCAUGAUAAUUACAAUUCACAUGCGUUUAGUGGCGGUUUAGGAAAUCUUAUAGCUUGUAUUAAUAGAAAUAAAAGUAUCGUAGAUAUUUAUGAAUGGCUUUAUGACAAAAAACAACAGAAACAUGUGUCUUUUCUUCUCAGUCAUGUUCAAUUGGAUAUUUACAUCGAACAUUGCGUUUUCGAAGCGGAGCAUCCCGAAGGUAUAACACUGUAUUGUUCAGAUGGAAAGGAUUUGUACAAAUACAGUGCGACAAUGUUAUCUUGUCUCGUCGGUUUGAAAACUCUCGUUUCAUCAGAAGCAAUUCGUCAACGACCAAGAAUACACUUAGAUCGAUUUCUAACUUACACAGAUAACGAUCAAGAUUUGAAGAUCUACACGUUGAAUGAAAUGAAUAAACUUGAUUUACAUCUAUCGAUUCCAUCGGUGAAACAAUGUUAUUUUACGAAAUCUUCAUCGCACGUGUUAGUUAUUGAUCGGAAGAAUCUUCUAGCAAUCUAUUCGAUGGAAACGAAGAAACUAACGUGGACAACAAAUGAAUUUCAACAUCGAAAUGUUCAGAUUCAUUCACUCCAAUCGUCAUUCGUUCUAUUCUGUUCGCAAACUAAACAAGUCUUUCAAAUCGAUACAAAAGCAUUUCAAGUAAAAAUUCUUACUCAACUAGCGAUGGACUGUUCGACAAGUACAUUAAAUGAAUCCGACGAUCGGCUAUGCAUCCUAUCGAAAGAUCAAACUCAUCUAUUCGAAUACAAUCUCGUCAAUUCAACAUUGAAAAUUCGCUCAUCAACCAUACGAUUAAAUUCAAGUAAAGUUAUGCAAAUGUACUCACUUCACGAGCAUUUCGUCUUUCAUAAUACCGAUAAUCAAAUCUUUAUUUGGCACAAAGAGAAUGACAAAUUCACACAACUGGAUGAUGCUUAUCAAUUAAUCAUAAAAGAUAAUUUACUUGUUUUUGAUUCGAUAGAUCGUCCAGUGAUAAUUAUAUACAAUUUAGUAACAAAAUCACGCAAAGUUGUUCAAUUGGAUGAUGCUACUGGUGCUUGUGAAACGUUCUGCCUAAGUAACGCUAAUCCAAGUGAUAGUGGUGAACAGUAUUUAUUUGUGAUCUGUUCGGAUCGAUUAUUACGAAUGUAUCGAGUUUCAAAUGGUGAACAAAUGGCGAAAUUAUUCAUUGAGAAGGAGUUGUAUCCAUUUAUGGGGAUAUUAAAUGAUCGAUUGUUACUGAAAAUCGACGAGCGUUUAUGUAUCAUCAAAAUUGUCGAUCGAAAAUCGCUUCCCGAAAAGUCAUGGGAUGUGAAGCACUUGUUAUUCAAUAGCGAAUACUGGCUAAAAUGUCACGAUAUUCAUUUUGCUUAA
Molecule: messenger RNA, 4890 nt
Organism: Adineta ricciae
Lineage: Eukaryota; Metazoa; Rotifera; Eurotatoria; Adinetida; Adinetidae
Source: the annotation of a GenBank genome assembly